UCGGGACUCCUCACGGCUGGUUCACUGCGUAGACGGUCUUCGGCUUUAGCGCCCUGCUCAUGAGUUCUGAAUGUCUUGCCUUGCGCUCUCGCGAGAUCGAUCGAUUUGAUUUGUUGUCUCGCCUCUGUAGAGCAUUUCUCCGCAGAUCCGCCAGCGCGUCACGUCGAUCGGAGCCCGGGAGUAGGCCAUGGUGGUGUGCAGAUGCCGCAAGGCAACAAAACUUUAUUGUUUUGUGCACAAGGCUCCGGUAUGUGGAGAAUGCAUCUCGUUUCAAGAACAUCGUCUAUGUGUGGUCAAGACAUAUUCUGAGUGGGUCAUAGAUGGGGACUAUGACUGGCCUCCGAAGUGUGGUUUGUGCCAACAAGUACUGCAAGAAACUGAUGACACAACCCGUCUUGGCUGCUUUCAUAUUCUUCACAGUCAUUGUCUGGAGGCACAUUUGCGAAGCUUUCCUCCUCACACUGCCCCAGCUGGUUAUGUGUGUCCAUCAUGUUCCACACCAAUCUGGCCUCCCAAACUAGUAAAGGACGGGAGCUCAGGACUUCAUACGAAGCUGAAGCAAAUCAUUCAGCAGAGUGACGUGGCUACAACUCUUCUAGGUAGUGAUAAUAAAUUGGUAUCAGGGCAGAAAUCGCCUGCUCCUCCAGCCUUCUCAAAUGCACCUCUUGUUUCGGUGGGAAACUCUUCUGCCGCAGAAGAGAGUGGCCCGACCACUGCAGGGUCUGCCGGGACUUCGUUGGAAGCUGAUGGGUUGAUUGGUGGAUAUGCAACUCCAAGUAAUGAAAUUGUAAAAGAAAAUGUCAUGGGGUCUACCUCAGGAUCGGUCCUGGAGGGUGAAGCCUCAUCCUCUUCAGGUCCAGGUAGUAGCAGUAAUCCGUCAGCAGUAUCCGGCCUUCAGCAUUUCAACAAAUCAGGACCAGUAUCUAUGCAGCAGCUUCUGCAAAAUGGAGCUAUGGCAAGAAAGAAUUCCUUACGUGGAGAUAACAUGAGUCCCUCAGCUUCUAUGGGUUACGAUGAUGAUGAAGAUGGAAGUUAUCGGAAGUACAAUAGGCGCGGACCCUUUUAUCGACAAAUAUUGAGAACCUUCUUACCGUUUUGGUCGCCUGCACUACCAACUUUGCCUGUAACUGCACCAUCCCACAAGGAUAGUCGCGGCGCACCAGCUGCCGAAGACCUGAUUGAUGGACGUCCACGGCGAAAGCAACGCAACUCCUCCUCAAUGGACUCUAGGAAGCUCCUUCUUUGGUUCGCGAUCAUGUCGUGCAUGGCAACUGCUCUGCUUUUGUAUUAUAGGCUGGCCCAGGGCCUUGUCAACAGCGCAAAUGAUGACAUUCUUCAAGGAGAAGAACAGUAGUACAGCAGGCUGCCAAACUUGACCAGCAGGAGUCUGCUGGUAUGAUUCUACACAAAAACGCCUCAAGGAAAGUAUAUUUUUGUCCUCAUUGAUUAGCAGUCUUUCGAUUGGAGACUGCACCGAUAAAUACCCAUAUAAAACAAGUAGAGCCAAGGACUAGCAAUUGCGACUUCAGAGGUCGUCAUUUUAGAGUACUCUUUUGUUUUUCAUCUGCUAGUAGACAUAAGAAGAAAGGGACACGUUGUCAGUGUCUGUAUAUUUUAGCAGACCUUUGCAGAUAUUGAUUGCGUAGUUUCCAUUCAGUGACGUCAUCACACUGGCUAUCGUACGAGUUAGUGAUCAAGAAUUCUUGAGUUUCCAUAGCCGUACGGGGUCGAGAAGUAUUGGCUAAUGUGCAUCCUCAACGCUAAAUCCAACACGGUGUGUAUAAAGCACAGGUUGUCGUGACCUUCCAUGGAGAAAUUUUUCCAAAUGUGACUUCCAUAAGAGUUCUUGUGGUGCUGUAAUCUCGAGGCCAGACUAAGAUCGUAAGAACAUUCUGUAGUUUCAUUGUGUCGACCACCUUGCUGGGGGCCUAGAUGUUGAGAUAAGGUGUUAUGUCUCUGAGAGUUGUAUGGUAUCGUCUGAAGGUGUCCACAUAGUAUACUAGCGGAUUUUUCUAGUCUGGUUCCCGGGUUUGAGUGUCGAUCAAAAUGAAAACUU
Messenger RNA from Marchantia polymorpha subsp. ruderalis, 2056 nucleotides. Lineage: Eukaryota; Viridiplantae; Streptophyta; Marchantiopsida; Marchantiales; Marchantiaceae. The record is from the annotation of a GenBank genome assembly.